Molecule: messenger RNA, 1608 nt
Organism: Leishmania braziliensis MHOM/BR/75/M2904
Lineage: Eukaryota; Euglenozoa; Kinetoplastea; Trypanosomatida; Trypanosomatidae
Gene: AAT23.2
Product: putative amino acid permease
Exons: 1
Coding region: 1-1608 (535 amino acids)
Biological process (GO): amino acid transmembrane transport
Molecular function (GO): amino acid transmembrane transporter activity
Source: RefSeq, a predicted model, not a curated record
AUGCCGACCAGAGGAAACCACAGCGCUAACGAUGCGCUACAUCUUCAGCACGGGCAGGGCCGGGCGGUCCUGGACAACAUGCCAGAAGACCCGCCGGAGUACGGCGAGGACGGGCUGGACAUGCUGAACGAUGACCUCAACCAGGAGUACCUGGCGGAUGAGGUUGUGGUGGGAGCUAGCGACGUGGACUGUAAAACCGAGGAAUCCAAGAAGGCUGAGUCCUUCUCGCUCAGCGAUGAGCGUGAGCCAGUAGCAGAAGGGUACAAACAGCAAUUGGCUAACAUAGACAUCAUGCAGGAGAUCCUUGCGGCGGAGCGACGCGACCGUGAGGAGCGUGUGUGGCGCCGCCGCCACACCACCAAUCCCGUCUUGCAGAUACUGCAGGUGAUCAUGCCGUAUGGUGGCAUCCUCUCCUCGGCCUUCAGCAUCGCCAGCUCCACGAUUGGUGGAGGCAUCAUCGGACUCCCUGCGGCCUUUCAGAUGAGUGGAAUAGGGAUGGCUGUGAUCUACUUGAUGGUCGUGGUGACCAUGGCGGUGUACUCCUUUGUGCUGCUCGCCAUUGUGUCGCACAAAACCGCGCUGUACAACUGGGAGAUCAUCGCGCGCCGCUUGAUGGGCCGCGGCUGGGACUACUUUGUGGUCUUUGUCAUGUGGGUGCUUUGCUUUGGCGGUGAUGUCUCGUACAUCAUUGCCCUCAAGAGUAUUCUCACCGGCUUCCUGAAGAACUCGCCAGCUGCCUCGGACUACAUCAAGUCCGAGCCGGGCUAUCGGCUCAUUACAUCGAUGCUGUGGAUCGCCGUGAUACUCCCCAUGUGCGUGCUGAAGGAGAUCAACUCGCUGCGCAUUGUGUCGACAGUGGCCAUCCUCUUUGUUGUCUUCUUCACUAUCACCUGCAUCAUUCACUCUGCCCAGAGCCUGCAGGAACGCGGCAUGAGGGACGACCUUGUCGUUUUCCAAACCGGCAACACGGCGAUCAAGGGCUUGUCGAGCCUCAUGUUUGCCUUCAUAGCGCAGGUGAAUGCGCCGGAGAUCUCACGUGAGAUGUACAAGUUCUCCGUUCACCGCGUCUUCCUGUCAGCACUCCUCGGAAUGUCGCUGUGCGCCGUGCUCUACUUCCUGACAGGUCUCUUCGGCUACCUUGACUUUGGUCCUGAGGUGAACGACUCCAUCUUGGCCAUGUACAACCCCCUCAAGGACCAUCUCAUGGCCGUUUCGUACGCUGGCAUGAUGCUCAAAAUCUGCGUAGGCUUCGCGCUGCAUCUGAUACCCUGCCGCGACUGCGUCUACUACAUGAUAGGCACCGAUGUAUCUCGCGUGCCCUGGUGGAAGAAUGCUCUCUUGUGUGCCCUACAAGCUGCGGGGGCCCUCGCCGCCGGCCUCUUUAUCCCGCGCAUCACCACUGUCUUUGGUCUGCUGGGUGGCUUCUGCGGGGGCUUCGUUGGCUUCAUCUUCCCAUCGCUGUUCAUGAUGUACUCGGGCAGCUUCUCGGUCGCUCGCGUUGGCUGGGGCCACUUCCUUGGCACCUACGCACUGCUGCUGGCUGGUGUUAUUGCCGUGGUGUGGGGAACGAGCGCUGCCAUCUACGGCGCUGUCCUCUCUUCAUGGUAG